Molecule: messenger RNA, 2019 nt
Organism: Coregonus clupeaformis (lake whitefish)
Lineage: Eukaryota; Metazoa; Chordata; Actinopteri; Salmoniformes; Salmonidae
Product: CYFIP-related Rac1 interactor A
Exons: 12
Coding region: 194-1168 (324 amino acids)
Biological process (GO): regulation of actin filament polymerization
Molecular function (GO): small GTPase binding
Source: RefSeq, a predicted model, not a curated record
GCUUUUUCACUGCGUUGGAGGGAGGGGUACACUUGUUGUUGUACGGUUGAAAGUAGGGGGUGAAAGUGGCGCUAUCCGGGUGCAGAGACGUCGGAUCUCCCAUUCAAAAGUAGUAUUUGAAGAAAUCACUGAAACCAAGAAGGAGUGGAUGCUCUAGAAGGGAAGCAAAGUCCUCCUCCAGAUAAGAAACCAAAUGGGGAAUCUAUUAAAAGUGCUCACUUGCACUGAGCUUGAGCAGGGGCCAAACUUUUUCCUUGACUUUGAAAAUGCACAGCCCACAGACUGUGAGAGAGAUGUAUGGAACCAGGUGAAUGCGGUGCUCCAGGACUCUGAGAGCAUCCUCUCUGGCCUACAGGCCUACAAGGGAGCCGGACUUGAGAUACGAGAUGCCAUUCAGAACCCAAAUGACAUGCUCCUACAGGAGAGAGCCUGGAACUCAGUCUGCCCCUUAGUCAUACGACUCAAAAAGUUCUACAGUUUCUCGCUGAGACUAGAGAGGGCCCUUCAGAGCCUGCUGGAGUCCCUGACGUGUCCCCCCUACACCCCCACCCAGCACCUGGAGAAGGAGCAGGCUCUGGCCAAACAGUUUGCUGAGAUCCUUCACUUUACCCUGCGCUUCGACGAACUCAAGAUGAGAAUUCCUGCCAUCCAGAACGACUUCAGUUAUUACCGGAGGACGAUCAGUCGAAACAGGAUAAACAACAUGAAUUUGGAUAUAGAGAGAGAGGUCAACAAUGAGAUGGCUAACAGGAUGUCACUGUUCUACGCCGAGGCGACGCCCAUGCUGAAAACCUUAAGCACAGCUACGACAAACUUCGUAACAGAGAAUAAGACCUUACCCCUGGAGAACACCACUGACGUUCUCAGUACAAUGGCCAGUGUCUGUAAAGUGAUGCUGGAGACACCAGACUACACGAGCAGGUUCAACAGUGAGGACACGCUGCUGUUUUGUAUGAGAGUGAUGGUUGGCGUCAUCAUCCUGUACGACCACGUUCAUCCCAACGGAGCCUUCAACAAGUCCUCCAAGAUAGAUAUGAAGGGAUGCAUAAAGGUCCUCAAAGAACAGCCAGCAGAUAAUGUUGAAGGUCUCCUGAACGCCCUCAAGUUCACCACCAAACACCUGCACGACGAGUCCACUCCAAAAAACAUCAGAUCGAUGCUUCAGUAAGGUUUUUAUAUGAAGAGGAUCAGUGUACUGACCUCAACGAAAGAUGUAUAUGUUUACAUAAUUUAAAAGACUGGAUGUUAAUACUUGUGUAUUUACAUAGUCAUUCCCUCCAAGAACAUGUACCUUUUACUUAGAAAAAUGAAUAACCUAUUCUGUUAUUAUGUUGACAUACCUUUCAGCCUUAGAAACUUAGCUUGGCAAGUAGUAUUUGGAGAAACAAGCACUCUGGUUGGUUCCUGUGACUGAGCCAAGCACACUGGUUAGUUCCUGUGAGUGAGCGGGCGAAUGAAAGGAGCUUCAUCUGUGGUUUGCGUCAACAAAAGAUUAAUUCCAAAUCGACUCCUAGCCUGGGGUGUAUUAAUUAGUCGGAUUCCGUUUGCAACGGAAACCGUUUACUGUUUACUGCAGGAAGCAAACGGAAACAAACAGAGCAAACGGAACCCAACGUGCAGGGACCUACCUGCAUGUGUCCAAUAGAAACUCUUGUUUCUGUUGCAAAGCGUUUUCUGAUUGGAGUAAACGGUUUUCGUUGCAAAACUUUUGAAGACUAAUGAAUACACCUCUGGUUCCAGAUCUGUUUGCCCUGUCUUCCCAACUCCUAUGGAUGUCAGAUGGCAAGGUGAAAAUUGUUCAAACCUACACGAGCAUCUCCUAUCUACAGGAGUGCCAAGGGAGUAGGGGCUAGCUAGGGGUUGGUUUGGAAUUUAGCAAGGGAAGCAUUGAGGGGAAAAAGUGAUGGCUUUCAUAUAAAGUGUUCUCAGUAAGUUGGUGUGCAUUGUGCCUUGUUGGCAAGAAAUUGACAGAAAAGGCAGUACGCGCCAUAAGAAAUAAACAAAUCAACCAAAUGUUAA